This is a messenger RNA of Aureobasidium pullulans EXF-150, 653 nucleotides long. RefSeq lists its product as uncharacterized. Bases 98 to 571 code for a protein of 157 amino acids. NCBI's taxonomy places the organism in Eukaryota, Fungi, Ascomycota, Dothideomycetes, Dothideales, Saccotheciaceae. The record is from RefSeq and is a predicted model, not a curated record. The transcript has a single exon.
CACCGCCAGACAAUCCAAGGAGAAGAGACUUGCUAUGUCGUCGAGAAGGCUCGAAACGUCAUAAACUGCCGACGAGUCGCGACUCCCGGUCGCACCUAUGCGCGCUCAUCUAAGCGAUCCGGUUUCCGUCUGUGACCUGUCAAGGAAGUCGGUGGAAGCGUGGAAGCGAGGAAAAGGCUAUUUGGUUUACACUCGUCGUAUCCAACUUGUUCAAUUCGGGAACAUCCAAACCACCAUCUUAAGAGACAAAGAAGUGUAUCAGGUGGAAGAAGCAGGCAACAAUCUGCUGCUUUACCGACCCAUGCGCGAAUCUUCGGCAUCAGCUCUUCGGAGGCUUCAAUCCUGCUCAGCGGUUCUGCUCAUGCUUAACUGCUUAUUUUGUUUCCUUCGACAAGUUUUCAACGACAGAUCAAUGUCCGAGGAAAGCUUUCAUGUGAUGGACCAGCUCACAAGUACUCGAAACACGCGGACAGAAAUCGCCAGCUUCACAUGGACGAAAAUGGUUAAUCUGUCCAGCGAAAACAAACGAAGGUCACGCUUUACGCCUUUUGACAAAUCCACUCUAUGUUGAACAAGAGCAAGGAAUGUACCGAGCGAGACCUGAUAAUUUUAUGCAAGGGCCGCCCCCUUCGACAUAUAAAACGCUAUCCUCC